This is a messenger RNA of Empidonax traillii (willow flycatcher), 2137 nucleotides long. RefSeq names its product lamin A/C (gene LMNA). The transcript has 12 exons. The record is from RefSeq and is a predicted model, not a curated record. Lineage: Eukaryota; Metazoa; Chordata; Aves; Passeriformes; Tyrannidae. Bases 106 to 2073 code for a protein of 655 amino acids.
UAAGCAAGUCACUCAGACAUCGGGAGCUGCCGCGACAGCUGGGCGGGUGGCGUGGGACAUCGCGCCGUGACCUGUGCCGUGUCCUUCGCCUCGACACCGGACCCCAUGGCGACGCCUUCGCAGAAGAGGAGCACCCGCAGCGGGGCUUCGGGGACCCCCCUGUCCCCCACCCGCAUCACCCGCCUGCAGGAGAAGGAGGACCUGCAGGAGCUCAAUGACCGCUUGGCCGUCUACAUCGACAAGGUGCGCUCUCUGGAGCUGGAGAACGCCGGCCUGAGGCUCCGCAUCACCGAGUCCGAGGAGGUGGUGAGCCGAGAGGUCUCGGGCAUCAAGGCUGCCUACGAGUCGGAGCUGGCGGAUGCCCGCAAGACCUUGGAUUCCGUGGCCAAGGAGAGAGCUCGGCUGCAGCUGGAGCUCAGCAAAGUCCGGGAGGAGCACAAGGAGCUGAAAGCCCGGAAUGCCAAGAAGGAAGGGGACCUGCUCACUGCCCAGGCACGCCUCAAGGAUGUGGAGGCUUUGCUUAAUUCCAAGGAAGCUGCGCUCUCCACAGCCCUGGGCGAGAAGAGGAACCUGGAGACUGAAGUGCGCGAUCUGAGGGGGCAGGUGGCCAAGCUGGAAAGUGCCUUGAACGAAGCCAAGAAGCAGCUGCAGGACGAGAUGCUGCGCCGCGUGGACGCUGAGAACCGGCUGCAGACGCUGAAGGAGGAGCUGGAGUUCCAGAAGAACAUCUACAGCGAGGAGCUGCGGGAGACCAAGCGCCGCCACGAGACGCGGCUGGUGGAGAUCGACAACGGGCGGCAGCGGGAGUUUGAGAGCAAGCUCUCCGAGGCCCUGCAGGAGCUGCGGAGCCAGCACGAGGCCCAGAUCAGGCUUUACAAGGAUGAGCUGGAGAAGACCUACGGGGCCAAGCUGGAGAACGCCAAGCAGUCGGCUGAGAGGAACAGCAACAUGGUGGGUGCUGCCCACGAGGAGCUGCAGCAGACCCGCAUCCGCAUCGACAACCUCUCCUCGGAAGUGAGCCAGCUGCAGAAGCAGCUGGCCGCCAAGGAAGCGAAGCUGCAUGAUUUGGAGGAUAUUCUGGCCAGGGAACGCGAGACCAACCGGCGCCUGCUCUCGGAUAAGGAGCGGGAGAUGGCCGAGAUGCGGGCGCGCAUGCAGCAGCAGCUGGAUGAGUACCAGGAGCUGCUGGACAUCAAGCUGGCUCUGGAUAUGGAGAUCAACGCCUACCGCAAGCUGCUGGAGGGCGAGGAGGAGCGGCUGAGGCUGUCCCCCAGCCCUUCCUCCCACAAAGGUGGGUCCCGAAGCCACUUGUCCACCUCGGGCUCCUCCAAGAAGCGGAAGCUGGAGGACAGUGAGAGCCGGACCAGCUUCUCCCACCACGCCCGGACCAGCGGCCGUGUCGGAGUGGAGGAGGUGGACUUGGAGGGCAAGUUUGUCCGUCUCAGGAACAAGUCCAAUGAGGACCAGGCGAUGGGGAACUGGCAGAUCAAGAGGCAGAAUGGGGAUGAUCCCCCCAUCACCUACCGCUUCCCCCCCAAGUUCACUCUGAAGGCUGGUCAGGUGGUCACGAUCUGGGCCUCGGGAGCUGGAGCGACCCACAGCCCCCCCAGCAACGUGGUGUGGAAAGCCCAGAGCAGCUGGGGCUCCGGGGACAGCCUGCGCACCGCCCUCAUCAACUCCAACGGCGAGGAGGUGGCCAUGAGGAAGCUGGUCCGCACCGUGAUCAUCAACGAUGAUGAGGAUGAGGAUGAUGACGAAAUAAGCAUCCACCACCGCCAUCACCACGGGAGCUGCAGCGGCUCUGGGGACCCCGGUGAAUACAACCUGCGCUCCCGCACCGUGGUGUGCGGCACGUGCGGCCAGCCGGCCGACAAGUCGGGCACCCAGAACGCCGGCGUCAACACCAUGUCCUCGGGCUCCUCCACCUCCAGCGUGACCGUCACCCGCAGCUACCGCAGCAUGGGCGACUCCGGCAUCGGCCUCGGGGACAGCCUGGUGACCAGGAACUACCUCCUGGGGAGCUCCAGUCCCCGCAGGCAGGCUCAGGCUGUGCAGAACUGCAGCAUCAUGUAACCCCGUGGCGCAUUCCUGUGGUUCCUGCCCAUCUCCAGCUAGGUGAUUUUUUUUUUUCCCAAAG